AUGUUCGGACACGCUGCCGUUCGCGCGAAAACGUGCCGACGCGCGCGAUCGAUCGAUUACGCGGCCCGUCGUCGUCGUCGCGCGAUCGAACGCGACAUAUUUUCUCGUUACCGCGCGCACUUCCCGGACGCGACUCGAUUUCGUCUCUCUCUUACGCGAAGGAAGAACCCCGUCUCUCGCCUAGACUGUGUGUGUCUCCGACCUUCGCCGAGGCCGAGAGUCGAGAGAGCGCCUCCUUCCGUCCGUCCUAUCGACCGGACGCCAUUGUUGUUGUCGGUGGCGAUACCUGGCGGCAACCAGAACCAGAAUCGUCGUGUCGCUAUCGUAGUCGAAUACAUGGAGUCAAUGCCAUACCGACGAGCUCGAGAAUCCAGCAGGAUGAAGAGUAAUCAGCGUCUCUCUUCUCAUGAAGCUGAGUCAUCUCCAAGAGAUCAAGACGCAGCUGGCAUGGAAGAACAUCGCGGAUGAAUAAAUUUUUCAUAGAUUCUGUAAUUAAAGGCGCUGGAAUUAAACAACAUUAUGCAUAUAAAUUAGCA
Molecule: messenger RNA, 536 nt
Organism: Nylanderia fulva
Lineage: Eukaryota; Metazoa; Arthropoda; Insecta; Hymenoptera; Formicidae
Source: RefSeq, a predicted model, not a curated record